This is a messenger RNA of Brassica napus (rape), 5288 nucleotides long. RefSeq lists its product as uncharacterized. The transcript has 3 exons. The coding region runs from base 3200 to 5167 and encodes 655 amino acids. The record is from RefSeq and is a predicted model, not a curated record. NCBI's taxonomy places the organism in Eukaryota, Viridiplantae, Streptophyta, Magnoliopsida, Brassicales, Brassicaceae. Gene Ontology annotation, molecular function: protein dimerization activity.
AAAAAAAACAAACGAAACAAAAUACUUUUUUUUUCUUCCCUCACUACAGAAAAAAAAAAGAAAAAGCAAACUUAUUGUAUCAGCCUCAACCGUUACAUACAGGCACAGCCAUCCCACUACCUCUUCCAUUACAUCAACUUUAAAUGAAUAACUUCUACAAAAAAAUUACUUAUAAAAUUACUGAAACUGUUUACUUCUUCCACGAAGUAACAUAUGUUUUCAUCUCUCCUAUCCUUUUGAUUUGGAAGCCACAACAUCAUAUAUUCUUUUCAUUUUUCUUCUAUUGAUAAAGACUAUCCUUCAAUCUAAUAGUUUUUGAAGUUAGGGAAACGAUCAAAAAUGUGUACAAAAUAAUUUUUGCAAAAGAUUAAGCAAAACUUACAGAAAUUCACCGGUAUACAUUGGUAGGUGGUGCAUACGAGUUCGUAUUAUAGUUAUUUAGCAAAUGAUUUAGCAUUAAAGUUAUGUCUCAGCAUUUAAUUAUUUGAUGUUUUGCAGUUUUGAAUUCUUUUUAAUUUUGUUUUGCAGAAGAACCGAUGUGUAACACUCCCGAUCAGGAAUAAAUAAAAGUUAAUUAGUUUGUCAUGCACCAAUCAAACAAGAACAUACAUGACGAACUAAGAACUCUAACCAGAUCGAAGAUACUACUACCACGGGCCCAAACAUUUGAUCCGAGGUUCCCAGAUCAGAUCCGAAAUCCUAAGAUCAUAUGUCCAAGAACAUGUUUCCUAGCAAAUCCAAGUUAAGGCUUUGCAACCCGAGUUUGAAACCGUUAGUUAGUUCGUCCCGGACUAGGACUAGUAUCAUAUGGAAUCCAAGCAUUUCACAAACUUUUUUUUUUAUUCAUAUAUACUUUAAGUUCAACCACAUCAAAAUUUAUACAUGCUCGGCCGAUGUUCCAAAACCAUAUCUUACAUAUUACAAAACGUUCAUGUUUGCAAAAGGUAGCAAAUCUACACCAACAGCUUUGUGCUCCUCCGAUCCCAAAUAGAACCUACUCAAGUAAGUGGACUUUGUGUUUAGAGUCAAUGGGCGCAAGAAGGACUGCCUCUCGCUGUCGGCUUUACGAGUGGUUAGAUCAUUAUCGAUCAUCGAGGACUGCCUCUCGCCAUCGGCUUUUUAGACUUUGUGUUUAGAGUCAAUGGGCGCAAGAAGGGAAAAGAUCAAUCCAACUUCCACUUACUUGAGUAAUUUUUUCGGCUGUUACAAGAUUUUUCCUUGUCUUCGUUUUAUUCUUUAAAGAUGGUUAUUACACGAUGUUACCACAUCUUCAUGCGACCAUGAAUUUCUUCCUCUAACCAAAGCUCUCGACUAAAAUCGAAAGUCAAUACGCAGACUAAUUAAAAGUGAGAUGAAGAGGUACGAUUGUCAGAAAAAUCAAACUUAAUUACAAGGAGAUUCGCUGCUUAUGUUGAAGAAACAAAACGAGAUAUUCUAGUUUAAAGUCGACACAACAAAAGAAGAAUGGAAAAGAAGGGAGACUCUCAACCCACAUACCGCUCACCUUUUGAUAAAUAGGUCAGAUGCAAAACCUUUUAACCAUUCAAAGGAGCAUUAAACAAAACUUUGCCAAUAAAUUCUUUUUCUCUCUUUAAACAUCAAUAAAUCUUAAAAAACAUUUUAUGCUUGAAAAUUCUUAAAUAUUAAAUUUGUACAAUCUUUAAAUGACUAUUCUAAACAGUAUUUUAUGUAAUAAAUAUCAUUCUCGUAACAUAUAUAAGCAUGUCUGGAUAGGUUUGAGGCCAUUUUGAAUUCGGUAAAAUAAAAUAAGUAAUCAGCUAAAUAUAUUUACUUUUUUGUCGACAGCUAAAUAUAUUCACAUAUAAAAAUUAUUAGCAUACUAUCUAAACUGCAAUAUUUCUUUUACUAUAUUUCACUAAUAAAUAUACUAAAAUGUCAUGUAUCAUCAAUUACUUCUUAUAAUUAUUCAGAUUUAUAUAUAUGUAAAAUAAAUAUUUUUUCUAGUUACAACACUUUUAAGUUGAACUAAAAAAAGAAGAUGUUUUGUUAUCUAUGAAGAUUAAGAAUAACAUUUUAAAUUUAUUAAAAACAAUGAAAGAACACCCGCGCGUAUACGGAAGAAACAUGCUAGUAAGUUAAUAACGCAUAAGUCAUCUUACCAAUCAAAAUUUGCCACAAUUCAUAUUUACAAAAUUAAGAAAAAUGAAUUAAAAAGUAAAAUGCUAAACAGAAACCGUAGAACGUUUUUAUUUUUAAAGCAGCACACGACCUAAGAUACUUUCUUUGUCCACAAUCCUUUUCAUUUCUUUUCCAUACUCUAAAGUUCCUCAGGUUCAAUAAACAAAGAAAUUUCCAAUUGGAUUAAGUUUGGUAGUAGGGGCAGGAACAUGAAGUCUUGGAGAAGGCAAACACAGUGCUGACUUGGGAACGUUAAUUAAAUUCUAAGAGAAAAUUAACAAAUACAUUUUUUUUGAAUGAACAGAGACAUAUACUAGCAGGGGCGGACGUAUGUGGUAGUCUAUGGGGUCACGUGCCCCCGUCUACUUUUUCAAAAAAAAAAAUUAUGUAUAGUUAGUUAUGUAUAAUUAUUAGUGAACACAUAAGGUAACGUAUUCCUACAGAUUCUUCUCGUGAAAUCAUUACUCAAAAACACAUAAUUGUAGCCCAAAAUUAAAAUAUAAAGCCCAAUUUAAGAAACCCAUAACCCAUUCAAAAUCAAAGAAAAUUAAUGAAAGAAGUGGAUGGUGAAAAGUUGACCUAGUUCAAUACGUCUUUUAUCUUUCGUUUUGUUCUCUUCCUUUUAUUUUUUUCAAUUAAAGUUUUCUGCUUCCAGUCACAAAAAACUCUAAAUCAGACGAACAAAAAAGUAACGCAGGUAAAAAGCUUCUAUAUUAAAUUAUUGUUGCUUCUUAAAUAAGAACUAUUACUUUUUGUCUAAUUUUAAAUUACGAAUUUGCAAUAGUUACGAACUUGCGAUUUAACUAUUUGAUUAUAUGCUAGGCUUUUUUUCUUCCAAAUUGAUAAAGACUUGAUAACUAUAGGAUUAUUGUUAGAACGUGAAGAUUAUUGUUAGAACGUGAGAAUGGAUGGGAAAUAAAAAGUAAGAAACAAAUUAUAUUUUUUGUGGAAUUUUGUGUUAGCAAACGUGAGUACUUGGUUAAUAAAAAAUCAUGAAAAUUUAGGAAUUAUAGAAUUGUUGUUUGAGGAAUGUUUUUUUUCUUUUGCAGUUAAGUUUUCAAUGGAAAAAUAUUUCAAACCCAAAAGAAAGUUUGAGUCUUUAGCUAUGUCUGAAGAUGAAUUGGAGAAAUUACCUUAUGAUCCCGGAGAAAGGAAAAGAAUAUCAAAAUAUCCUCCAAAUCAAAGAGAUGAGGUAAUACGCAAAUAUCUUAUUAGAGGUCCUUGUCAACCAUGUGGUCAUGAAUUUCCUAAAACAUUGUUUACAAACAAAUUGAGACGAUUCAAUCCAUCUUGGUUUGAUCUCUAUGGUGAUUGGUUGGAAUAUAGUGUGAAGAAAGACAAAGCAUAUUGUUUGUUCUGCUACUUGUUUAGAGAUUACACUGAAAAUAAAGGUGGAAGUGAUGCAUUUGUGAUUACUGGCUUUGAUGACUGGAACAAGACUGAGAGAUUACAAGAUCAUGUUGGAGCAGUGAACAGUUUUCACAAUAGUGCAUUGAAAAGGGCUGAUUAUUUUAUGAGACCAGGGCAGUCAAUUGUUCAUGCUUUUUAUAAGCAAGAUGAUGCGGCUAAAAAUGAAUACAUGAUCAGAUUGAAUGCUUCAAUUGGUGCUUGUAGGUUUUUGUUACAACAAGGACUACCAUUUCGAGGUCAUGAUGAGUCAGUAGAUUCAGUCAACAAGGGAAACUUUUUGGCGCUUUUGAAAUACACAGCAGAGCAAAAUGAACUUAUGAGUAAAGUUGUUUUAGAGAAUGCUCCAAAAAACAAUCAGAUGGUGUCCCACAAAAUUCAGACAGAUAUAGUUCAUUGUUUUGCAGAAGAAGUUAUUGAAUCUGUCAUUCAAGAAGUUGGUCAUGAUAUAUUUUGCUUGUUGGUGGAUGAGUCUGCAGAUGUUUCUGACAAAGAACAAAUGGCAGUGGUUUUUCGCUUUGUUGAUAAUCAUGGGAUAGUUAAAGAAAGGUUCAUUGGUCUAGUUCAUGUGAAAGAGACAUCUUCUUUAUCUCUAAAGUGUGCUGUUGAUUCAUUGUUUGCUAAACAUGGACUGAGUAUGAAAAAGCUAAGAGGACAAGGUUAUGAUGGAGCGAGUAAUAUGAAGGGUGAAUUCAACGGUUUGAGAUCUUUAAUUAUGAGAGAAUGUAGUUCUGCGUAUUAUGUCCAUUGUUUUGCUCAUCAACUCCAGUUAGUUGUCGUGGUAGUUGCUCAAAAGCAUUUUGGGGUUGUGGAUUUCUUUGAUAAGCUUGCUGUCUUGUUAAAUGUUGUUGGGGCUUUUUGUAAGAGAAAAGAUAUGGUGCGAGAAGAUCAUCUGAAAAGAAUAGAGGAAAGAACUAAGAAAGGUGAAAUGAAGACAGGAAAGGGAUUAAACCAAGAGGCUCUUCAAAGGAAAGACUUGGAUAUUCUGAAUGCUAUGUCGCUUGUGAAAUCCACCAAGCAACAAUUGAAUAAGCUCAGGGAAAAUGGAUGGGAAUCUCUGAUCAACAAAGUUUUUUCCUUCUGUAAAACUUACAAGACUGAGUUGAUGGAGUUUAAUGACCGCUUUGAUGAGGUAAACACUGAAUUACUUGGUUGCAUUGCUUCUUUGAGCCCUAGUGAUUCAUUUCGUGAGUUUGAUCACUUGAAAGUUAUGAGGUUGUCUGAGUUUUAUCCUGAGGAUUUUAGUCAUAUGGAGCGGAUGACUCUUGAACAUCAACUUGGUCUCUAUAUUGAUAACAUUCGCGAAGAUGAAAGAUUUGCUAAUUUGAAGAAUCUUGGAGAUCUUGCAUGUAUGAUGGUAGAGACAAAGAAACACCUUUCACAUCCUUUGGUUUAUUGGAUUUUAAAGCUAGUUUUGACUUUGCCUGUCGCCACUGCUACAGUUGAAAGAUGUUUUUCUGCGAUGAAGAUUGUGAAGACUAGCUUGAGGAAUCGGAUAAGUGAUCAGUUUUUAAAUGAUUGUUUUAUUUGUUUUGUUGAGAAAGAACUAUUUGAGAAAGUAACAAACGAUGCUGUGAUAAAAAGAUUCCAGAAAAUGGAAUCGCGUAGGAUUAAUUUGUAAGGUGAUUUUUUGAAGAAUUUUAUUUAAAUGAAUUUAGUUAUAAAUGAUAUUGUGCCCCCGGUAAAAAAUCGUUCUGGAUCCGCCCCUGUAUACUAGCAAAGUUAAAAAUGAACAGAGACAU